AUCGGGCGGCGCGCGCGAGUCACUCGGGCGGCCGGGGGCCGCCAUUUUGCUCCAGCGAGGGAGAGCAGCCGCGAGCGAAGUAGUGCAGUCCGCGCCAUAUAGCCGCAAUUCGAGACCGAGUGUAACCGAGACGAGCGUGCGAACGACCUCCUUUCUUUCGUGGCCGAAUCGUGCGCGAUCUUACGCGUAUACUGCGGCCGUCGGGGCGUCGGGCGGGCGGGCGCGCGCGCGGUUAACACCAGUGCCCGUAUCCGUGCGGAUACAUCGCAUCGUGCCGCGGCACAGGACCCGGUUAGACGCCAAGUUUCGCCGCGGCAGCCGAGUGGGAUCGCCGUGCGGCAGCGUCGCAGGGGAAGCCUGAAUAUCCCACGAACAAGACGCAUCGGAGGAACGCCGUGUAAGCGGAGAGAAAAAGGGUGCUAGAGUGAGAGAGUGUGGCCGCCAAUCCAGUGCAAAUACUCCAACUAGCCGUGGACUUGGGGAAAUACGACGACGCGUCUCAGCCGAGGAAUACAAGGGGAGAGUGAGUCGCCUCCGACAGGAGACGGUGUCCACUGAGCCGUGAUGCGUUGGAGAUUCGGCGGUCCCUGCCCGAAAACCGAUCAGCAGCCAGUGUUACAGAAGCAGUUUGUGUGACAAAGCAUAAAAGAGCGAGUGCGGAACCGUUGUCGUUGUUAUUGUACUUGGACUGUUAUAACACGCGUGUCGCCUACGAGUGCCGUCAUACUCGUCCCGAGACUCGUGUCGUUUGCCACCCUUGCCGCGGGACGCGAGGACGAAGUGGUGAAGGAAGAGCAGCAACAGCAACGUGCCGAAGAAGGAGUGACACUGGGGUUGGUUAGUGACACUGAGAGCGCAAGUGAAAACUAUAAAAAUAGGGGGGGCUGUCUGACCGAUGGACAAACGGAAGAUGAUGUCCAAACGCCCUCGUAUGGAGAACCUGAGGGGUCCGAUCCAGAACGGACCGAUUCAGACGCGACCGUUAGUGGCGUUGCUCGAUGGACGGGACUGUUCGAUUGAGAUGCCCAUUCUAAAGGAUGUUGCAACGGUGGCUUUCUGCGACGCUCAAUCGACCUCAGAAAUCCACGAAAAGGUUCUAAAUGAGGCAGUAGGUGCAUUAAUGUGGCACACCAUCAUUUUGACAAAGGAGGACCUGGAGAAGUUCAAGACGUUACGGAUCAUCGUAAGAAUCGGCUCAGGAGUCGAUAAUAUCGAUGUCAAAGCGGCGGGCGAGCUUGGCAUCGCUGUGUGCAAUGUGCCUGGCUAUGGUGUCGAAGAGGUAGCUGACACUACUCUCUGCCUCAUUCUAAAUCUCUAUCGGCGCACGUACUGGUUGGCAAACAUGGUACGCGAGGGCAAGAAAUUCACAGGACCAGAACAGGUAAGAGAAGCAGCCACCGGAUGUGCAAGGAUACGGGGCGACACUCUGGGUAUAGUCGGGCUAGGCAGGAUUGGAUCAGCGGUAGCGUUGCGUGCCAAAGCUUUUGGCUUCACCGUCAUUUUUUAUGAUCCCUACCUGCCGGACGGAAUCGAGAAGUCGUUAGGUCUCACCAGGGUUUACACACUACAGGAUUUGCUAUUCCAAUCAGACUGUGUAUCUCUACACUGUACCUUGAAUGAACACAAUCAUCAUCUAAUAAACGAAUUCACUAUCAAACAGAUGAGACCAGGAGCAUUUUUAGUCAAUACAGCGCGAGGUGGUCUAGUGGAUGAUGACGCGCUAGCCGGGGCGCUCAAACAGGGUAGAAUCCGUGCGGCGGCAUUAGAUGUCCACGAAAACGAGCCGUACAACGUCUUUCAGGGUCAGUCCGCGCAAUGUCCAUUGAAAGAUGCACCCAAUCUUCUUUGCACACCACACGCCGCAUUCUACAGCGAUGCUAGCUGCACUGAAUUACGUGAAAUGGCGGCCAGUGAGAUCCGACGAGCCAUAGUCGGUCGCAUUCCCGAUUGUCUGCGGAACUGCGUGAACAAGGAGUACUUCCUAUCUUCGACCGGCAGCUACCCCGAGGGGAUCAACGGCGGAUACUAUGCUGGCGCACUACCCGUGCAACAGGCGCACUCGACGACUCCUCACGAUUCAGCGCCCCCACCACCCGGCGGGCAUUCCGUCGUCGGCGGCGGAGGCGGCGGCGGCGGGGCCGGUGGCGGCGGGCCCAACUCGUCGGCGGGUGGCGCCGGCGGCGGCGCUGGCGGGCCGCAGGGCCCCGCGGGUCCAACGGUAGGCGGCGGCGGUGGGGCCGGCGGCGGUCCCGCGGCGGCGCCCCCCACCGCCGGCCUGCCCGGACUACCACACAGCAUAGUGAGCGAGCCCGACCCCCGACCGAGCCCGCCCGCCCCGAGUCCCCGUUGACCUUGAACCCCUUAAAUGAGAAAGAAAGAAAGCAAGGGAAAAAAAAGAAAGGAAACCGAGUAACAGACGAGAAAAAAAAAACAGAAAAAAACACCUCACAGCUACGCCCGCACCACCAACACCACCAUCACCACCACUAUCACCACCAUCACCACCACCACAACAACCACCACAACAACCAUCACCACCUCCACCACCAUCACUACCAAAACACCACAAUCAUCCGCUAUCCACCACCAAAUACAAAAACAACACCAACCAUCACAAUCAAUCAAUCAUUCAAUCAUUCAUUCAUUCAACCAAUCACUACCAUCCUCCGAUAUGUUCUCUAAUUUUGCGCCCCUCCCUGCCCCUUCGAUGAUACGAUGAUGCGAUAUUAUUAUUACGGCGACGAUGAUGAUGAUGAUAAUAUGAUUAGCCAUUCACACACGAUGACACACACGACGACGAGAAUUUUAUAGAGAAACGGCCCGAGAGAUCGAGAUAGAUCUAUACACAUAUACACACACAUACGGUGUUGCAAUUGUAACGCGCGCGCCCCGAAAAUCUGUCCGCUGCUUCCGAAGUACUCGAGGGGAUCUGUUCUUACGAGAGAGAAAUAAUGAGCAAGAGAAAUGAAAAUGUAUGAAGAAAGAGAUACAGAGAGAAAAUUCAAGGAGAGUGAUUGAAUGUACGAGAAAAAACGAGCGAGCGAAAGAGAGAGAGAGAGAGAGAAUGAUGCUGAGAGUUGAAAAAGACGCGCACGUGCGAAUAUGUGCUGCUGCGAUGUAUUGUGUAAUAAUGUGUGCGUGUGUACGUUUUUGCGUUCGCGUUUGCAUUUGUAAGAGUCUCUCGAACGGAGAGCGUAAUUUCCGAAUGUAAUAAUUAUAUAAGACCAAGCAAGUCAAAUACAGUUGGACACUGUAAUGCUGACGAAAGCAACCGCGAUCGCCGGCCCAUCCUCGACUCGCGCGAGCUGGGGAACUUACCUUCGCUCUUCGUCGGUCCUUAUUUAUCAAGGACUUGAUUUCUCAAGGUAAAAAACACAGGUCCGCGAGACGCAUCGCGCAAUUUUGGAAUCCUAAAUUCUCGACGAUCGUUGGAUGAUUUAUAUUCAAGCAUCGCUCGUCGUUUGGUAAAGAAGGACAGAGUGUAGAAAGGACCAUUGCUCCCUCAAUUAAAUCCACUUAUCUUCACGGAAAUGACGCGCUUAUCUCGAAAGAACAGAGAGAAAGAAGGAGGCAGACAGUUGAUCUUGCGACAGUUCUGAUAGUUUCAAUUUGCACACCUAAUCACACAAAUUGUGAUUUUCUUUCCUAAGUACGAACUCUGGACAGUGUACCAGCAGUUCUUUUCAACAUCAUCUGACAUUGUCAGAUACGUCCAUGUCAAUCGUGCGCUCUUUCUUUCUCUCUUUCGCGCGCGCGCUCUCUCUCUCUUUCCAAACAUUUGAUUUUAUCGAGACGAAAAAGAUAAGAAACUGUCAAAAGCUCGUACACACAGAUCAGCAUAAUAGCCUUGACAAAGUUGUCCAGUGAGUGGAUAACAGCAUUAGCUAUAUUUUAUCGGUGGACAUACAUUGGCCCGAAAAUUUUUGAAAUUCGGAACCUGGAAUAAUUUCCCGAAAAAUCGCAACAUCGAGACAGUAUCUCGAAAUCUAAUAACGUAACUCUAAAAUUGUCUGGGAUGUGCUCAGAAUGUCCUAGGAUACUCCUGAAUAUUUUUUCAGAUUGUUUCAAAACAUCUUGUACUAUCUAGGAAUAUCCUAAACUAUACAUUUGCAAGGAUGAAUAAUUACCCCGAAAAUAAUAUAACAGGUGUAUUAUUAUUUGGAUACAUUUUGGUAUCCAAAUAGGCAAAUACUGAUGCACUCACCUAUACAACGAAACAAUUCCUGCAUUUAAGCAAAAUUUCAAGACAUUGUCUCAGAUUUCGAUAUUACGAUUUCUCGGGAAAUUGCGUAUCCCACUUUCUUAUAGGAAUUUCUGAAACGAUAUAACUAUGUCUUAUCGAGACUAUUAUGCUGAUCUGUAUACUCGCUGCAAAUGACUACAUAUAUCAAGUUGAUCGGGAAGUUUCGCCCGUUAUUUCGUUCUUUUUUCUCUUCAUGUUGUUUGACUAUGUCAGGCACUACUGACGAGCAAAAAAAUGAUCAAACUUGCGAAUCUCGUGGUUUUGCUCACCUUGAUAUAUUUAUAUGUGAAGUGGGAAAAAGGUCCGAGCGUGACGCACAUGUAGAAAGAGCGAGCGAGAGAAGCGAAUGGAAGACUGAUGCUGCGUUUAAGAAUGCGAUUAUGCGACGAUUUUUCGGUGGAAUUUCCAAAGGAGAUCGACCGUAAUUUUUAUUUACUUCUAUUCGACUAAUACGGACGGCGUGUACAAUUUUCUAUGUUCUUUUUCUUUUGUUUCAUAUCUAGACGAAUGUCAAGUGAGUGUGUGUGUGUGUGUGUGUGUGUGUGCACGCGCGCGCGCGCGCGCGCGUACAACACACCCGCGACAAGUUCUUCCCUUCUCGUACUCGUAGCAUCGUAAGAAAAGAAAGGAAGGAAGAUAGCAAGAAAGAAAGAAAAAAUGGAAAAAAAGAAAGAAGAGGGCGGGGGCUCUUCGCGAAGACGAAACACGAGCGGUAUGAACCGAGAUUACUGCUAUUUACCGUAAAAAAAAACGAGAUAUAUUUGUGUUUAUAGCCUAUUCGUCGCGUUGUAGGCUGAAUUAUUAAGUUAGUUCAAGACACGACACUCUUCCAGUUUUAUAAUUCGUCGAGUGUUCAUCGGCGACAUAUUGAUCUUUUUAAUUGAUCGAUCGAUCUUUUUCGUAGGACUCUCAAGCGUCUAUGUCGCGAUUUGCGAUUUUCCUAACUUCUCAGUCGACUAUUAAUUUCUUUCACCCCCCCUCCUUCUCUUCCCUUAUACGCGUUAUUCUUUUUCUUUUUUCUUUUUUUUUUUUUUCAAUUUGAAACCUUAUAAUCCCUCCUCGAUUGUAAUAUCGACGACGCAUCUUAUACGACAUUUCUCUUUCCACUCAUUAUUAUGUUUAUUUCGAAAUAACUGUAUUAUAUCGAAUGUUUUAUUACAUCUCAAUAUAUUUGCUUAAUGAACAUACGAGAAUAGCACAGAAUUUCUUUCCCUUGCAUACACACAAAUCCCAGUUCGUUCCGUGUCGAGUCUGUGGGGAAGCAUUUUGGAAGCUUCCUCACUUAGACUCUCGUCGUACAGCGCGUCAUACAUUAAUUUGUCAGACUGUAUUUGGGCUCGCAUGUGUCGUUCAGAGAAUGAGGAACAGAUAAGAAAUUCUGCUCGAUUGAACCCUUGCAAUUGAUCGAGAAACGUUAAUUCAUUGUCUUGCCAAACGAAAAUGCGAGCGAACGAACGAGUGAGCAAGCGAAUGAAUGAGCGAGCGAGCGAGCGAAUAAGCGAGCGAACGAAUCAGCGACAUUUCUUUCGAGACUGGUGGAGUCCGUUUUGUUUUCGAUUAGCGGUGUGUUUGUAACACGAAAGUAUCGUUGAGAUACUGCAACGGGAGAAACGUAGCUCUGUCACAAAAUAUCAAUAUAUAUAUAUAUAUAUAUAUAUAUUGAUAUAUAAAAUUCAUAUAUAUACAUACAUAUUGCAUUCUCCUUCGAGUCACGAAAAUGCUACAUGAAUGGCGGCAAAGAGGUGAUUGAAGCGUCAACGGCCUUUACAUACAUAGUAUAUAUACAGCUUGCGAUAAUAAGAUAGUAAGAAAUUGACGCGACAAGUCUUAAUGCUAAAAAAGGAAAGAAAAGAUUUUUUUGUUUUGCAUUUGAGACAAUUCUCUCUCUCUCUCUCUCUCUCUCUCUCUCUCUCUCUCUCUCUCUCUCUCUGCUGGUUGCGAGAGAGAACCAGUCUGUUAAACGCUCAUAUUUUCCUUUUUCGUGUCGCGUAUAUUAAAUGACUAUAAUAAUUGUAGACUCUCAAUUAUUAUAUAAAGAAUUUUCCGUGUAUGUAUAUGUGUGUGUAUGUAUGUAAUGUGUAUAUAUAUACACACAAAAAUUGUUGCGCGAUAUAUUUGGAGCUAUUAUUCGUGGAUUAAAUUUAAAGUUGCACGAGAGCAGUUAAUAAUUAAUGCACGGGAGUAGACACUUCAUAUAAGUUAUAAUCGCGGAAUUCGAUAAAUCCCGAUUAUUAUUAUCAUUAUCUCAAAAAGCGCAUUUGUCUUAUCGAAAAUUAAAGUCGGAGCUUACUUUCCGCAGAAGCGAAAAGUUACUUGUCGGUUCUUCAUUUUGUUUUUUUAUUUUAUUUUAUUUCGAGAAAUUCAAGAAGCACUCUUCCAACGCUCUUAACGUUAUAAUUGACUGAAUUCGAUACGAGCGGGAACAAUAUUGGAAAGAUAAUGAGUAUAUGCGUACAUAAUUGUUAUUCGCGAAGAAAUGUCGCGAAUCUUGUGCAAAAUUACUUAUUUUAAUUCUCGGUUUUCGUUAAUCGAGCGAUUCUCGCCUUGACGUCUCGACACGAUGCAGCAUCUUCGUCACAGAAGGAUGAUCGCGUGAGGUAUGUCACAAUUAGCGAGCAUUGUCGAUAAAAUUGGCAAAAUCUUCCAUUGAUAGAGAAGGGGUUGUCUGAAGAAAACAAAAAAAUUACAGAACAAUUCGUGUUUCUUCUACGAGCAUGUAUCCGUCGAUAAUUGUCUUUGAACGAGUGGAAUCGCGAGAGGUGUAAAAGUGAGAGAGGAAGUAAAUGCAAGAGAAAGAGAGAGAGAAGAAAAAAGAGAGUAAAUGUGCGAGAGAGAGAGAAAGGGAGAGAGUAAAUGCGAAGGAGAGAUUGUGAGAAUGAGAGAACAAACAGAAACAAGUUUUAUUAACUGAUAAUUAUAAUACGAUUAUUGUAUCGUGUGCAAAGUAAUUGCGAUCAUGCGAGAACACUUGGAAUAUAUUAUGGAAAAAGAUAAAUAAUUAGAUGGAGAAAAGAAAGAAAACUGCAAAUAAGGGAGGAAAUUAAUAAGGGAGAUUUUUUUCGAGAGAAAUUAUAGAACUGAUAUUGCUGAUGAUAAUAAUUAAAUAAAAGAAAAACAAGAAAAUAUGCGAAAUCUGUUUUGGUGAGAGGGAGAGAGAGAAAAAGAAAGACAGAAACGUACGCACGCACAGGUACAUACACAUACAUUCAUUCAUUCAUUUACUCACUCAUUCAAUCAAUCAUUCACUCACUCACACACACAGAGAUACGCGCGCAUAUUUUUUUCAGUUUUUCACCGCUGACUCCUUCUAGUUGAGUUCUAACGAAAAAGAUUUAUCGUGUGAGGUGACUAUUGGUAUGGUAUCUUCCAAGUAAAUCAAUGACUGGUUAAUGAUUCUAGUAUUAAUCCGACAGCUUCUCAGAGAAGACGCAAUAUCGUCUGUUAAUCUCGACAUAGCCUUCGUCCCUUUCCGCUCUCGAAGAGGUGGUUCUUGUUUUUUCAAUUGCUGUGUGAAGAUUGCAGCUUGCUCUUUGACAAGUGUUCUCUUCGUCGUUGAGAAUUUUUCAUACGUCUUGACAUUAACGGACGGUGUUGUUACAAAUGUGAUUCUGUGCGAAAGAAAUUCUCGAGAAAGUCCUUAGGUGAUCUUUGUAUUGCAAUUUACCGUCGUUGACCGCUGAAAUCAUUCGGUACAUAAAAUGAAACACAGGAGACAGUUCGAGUUUGACAUUCGCGAAAGCUUCUCCUACAACCCGCGACCGACUUUCGCGAGGCUCCUCCGAGCUUUUCAAGCGAGCGAGCGCGAAAAUCAUUCCAAUUUGGACGUUAGAGAGGGAAAGCGGAAGAGAGAGAGAAAUAACAGGUCAUAGCGGAUGAUUAGAUAUGAGACAGACGACAAGUAUGCGAGCGAGCGAGCGAAAGAAAGAGAGAAAAUGAGGAUAUGAAGCAUCACAUAUAGACACGCGUUUACACAUUCUCUCAUACAUUCAUACAUACGUACGUAUACACACACGCACACACAUAUACAUACACACAGAGAGCGCGUGACAGACAUAAACAUUUUUAAAUAGAAUACGCUACGUACAUAAAGGUACACAAGAUACGUCUAUUGCGUGACGAGGUGGUCCUCGAAGGGCGAGC
Molecule: messenger RNA, 8383 nt
Organism: Odontomachus brunneus
Lineage: Eukaryota; Metazoa; Arthropoda; Insecta; Hymenoptera; Formicidae
Gene: CtBP
Product: C-terminal-binding protein
Exons: 9
Coding region: 896-2350 (484 amino acids)
Molecular function (GO): NAD binding; transcription corepressor activity; oxidoreductase activity, acting on the CH-OH group of donors, NAD or NADP as acceptor
Source: RefSeq, a predicted model, not a curated record